CCAGUUGACCAUCAAGGCGAACACUCCCUCCCCGUAGGCGUCCACCCUGGAGAAGAAAUGGGAUUAGGCCUUUGCUUGGGGAGCCUGACAUGACAGGAGGACUGACGUAGCUGGGGUGUUGGCGAGGAUCAGUCCGCUAAUUUGCUUUCUCUGGCGGAGGAACCCGGCUCAGGUCACAGCCAUCCCAACCUAGUUCUGAAGAUAAGUUGUUGUGGUCACUUAGGACUUGACCAGCAUGUUGGGCCCUUUCCAGUUUUUGAACCACACAGAUCCAGGAAGGCUUGCUACUAGCCAAACCAAAGGGCCCCAUGAGGCUAAGCCAUCAGAAGUCAGGCAUCUGUCUGCUCACAGAUCUCGGAAAACUAACCAAGUGGCUUGUUUUGAUCCACCUCUUGAAGUGGUUCCCACCAGGAACCCAAUCAUGUACAACAGAAAGGCAGCUGACCCAGUCCACCCUGACCUGGCUGGUUUGUUGGUGAAAAACAAGAAUCUUUUAGCUGAGCUAAGAAAUCUUCACAACAAACUUUUCAUAAAAGAAACUUCACUGCGAGAGAUGAAGACUGAGCUAGAAAGUUACAAAGAAAAUAAUUUGCAACAGUCAUUCCAGAUAAAGUCCCUGAAAGAUAAUAUCAAGGAUUUACAGGAACUUAUUGCUUCUCUAACCAGAAUUAAGUCUUUGAAAAACACCAAUAUUCGGAGUCUUGAAAAAGGCAACUGCGAUCUAACUGAACAAAUUAUAGAACUAGAAAACCACUUAAGAGUACAUCUGGUGGAAAGAGAAAAGGCUGAGCAAAAAGCAGACCUUUUGGAGAAAAAGUUAUCAGGUGCUAGAAGAUUCACCUCUUUUAUGAACAUGAAAGGACAAGAAGAUUCCUUAGAUAUUUUCAUGAUGAAGGAAAACUCCAGGACUAAGAAUUCCCAAAUAGAUGAGCACAGCAAGAAGUUCAAAGAGCUAGAGAAAGACAACACACAACAAAUACUAUUAAAUAUUUGGCAGAAUUUGCAGAUUGCUACAACACCAAGAUUGGAAGAGAAAAUUCGGAAGCUUCAGAAACAGCUGAGUGAUUUGAAAUUGUCAAAUAAAAAUAUGAAAACUCAACUGACAAGAGUAAAUGUCCUUAAAGACAAAACAAUUGAAAAGCUCAGGCAAUCUAUAAGAAAAAUGGAAACAAUGAAAGAGAAGGCAGUUAUGAAAACAGACAACUUGAAAACUACAUUAGACUGUGCAGAGCAAGAGGCAAGAUCAGGCAAAGAGAGGGCCCAUGAAAUGCUAGACGCUAUCACUCCUAAACUCUCCACAGCAAAGAGAACACUUGAAGAAGUAUCAGGACAAGAACAAGAGCUUACUGACUUUCGAGAAACUAUAUUGAAGAUAUUGGGAUUUAACAUGAAAACAGCAGACAAGGAAAUCAUCAAUCAGCCAAAGCUUAUUAUACAUGUUUAUGAAAUAUCUAACGAAUCAAAGAUUGCUUCUGAUUACAGGAGCCGGGAGCACAACUACCAAACACAUUCUGUCCGUGGCCCCAUUCUUCAGCUGCAAGGCGCCUGUCUUCAGGAGUGGCAGGCUGAGCUCAGUCUCCUCCCACACCGCAACCCUACUCAGAGCCCUCGCCUGCAGUCCGACACACCUUAA
Cynocephalus volans (Philippine flying lemur) is the source of this 1633-nucleotide messenger RNA. RefSeq lists its product as uncharacterized. NCBI's taxonomy places the organism in Eukaryota, Metazoa, Chordata, Mammalia, Dermoptera, Cynocephalidae. The transcript has 9 exons. The coding region runs from base 236 to 1633 and encodes 465 amino acids. The record is from RefSeq and is a predicted model, not a curated record.